Prorocentrum cordatum is the source of this 957-nucleotide messenger RNA. The record is from the annotation of a GenBank genome assembly. NCBI's taxonomy places the organism in Eukaryota, Dinophyceae, Prorocentrales, Prorocentraceae.
AUGAAGAAUGAGUACGACCUCAAAGUGGUGCAUCUGAAGCUUUAUGAGAGCAUCCUCGCCAUCUACGUGCAUUCCAUGAAAGUGAACUCCAAAGAAGAAGAGGCCCUUCUGAACAUGAAGCUCUCGUGCAGAGGUUCGAUCCGGCGUGCUAACAACAUCGUGGAAGUGGUCUUCAUGCUGCAGAACCUCUCGAACCGUUAUGGCAUGAGCGACUCAGCUGGCUUCGUGCGCCGGUGGAACAACAUGUCUUCCAAGCAGUUCCAGAUCACUGGGAAGAGGGCUGUGGCCUUGAAGCAGCUACUGGAGGUGGCACCCAAGAAAGCCCUCGAUUCCAUCUUGGCUCACGUGGGGAACCUGGGCUGGCAGCAGUGCGUGUGGUCCGAGGAGGUGCUGUCCAACAAGAAGAUCUACCCAAAGUUCAACUUCCCUUGCAAAUCUAAGAAGUGGAUCCCACGAGUGAGGACCACUGACGAGAGCCUCUGCUUGAUGAUCGAGCGGGUCCAGAACCUACAUGAAGCUCAGAACCAGAUGCUGCGCGUGAAGAUGACCCCGCAUGUGGCAGAGAUGAUUGCUGAGAGCGCAGCUGCUGUGCUUGCCAUUGCGCAGGAGAUCAGCUUGACCGCGCCGAUUGACGAUGCGAAGCUUCAAUCAUCAUGGGUGCGAGCAUGGGCUGAGGGCUCGGACCACGUGCACACGGAGAUCCAGAUGGGGCCGAUGGAGAAGAGCGACAGCUUCGACCCGGCAGUACACCUAUCAACGAUGAAGCGCCUACUGGACGAGCACAUUUUCCAGGCCCCCCUGGCGCCUGCGGAAGAGGUCAAGCGGUCCCUCGACGUGGACGAAUUCAAUCUGGACAUGAAAAAACUAGAGUACGAUACUACGGUGUUCGAAAACUGGGAGAAGAAGUGCGAUAAUGUUGUCACUGCCCGCUACCAUGCAGAGCAGGAGCCAUCAUGA